Messenger RNA from Lipotes vexillifer (Yangtze River dolphin), 1824 nucleotides. It is a transcript of the gene FBXO24, whose product is annotated as F-box protein 24. Bases 46 to 1824 code for a protein of 592 amino acids. Lineage: Eukaryota; Metazoa; Chordata; Mammalia; Artiodactyla; Lipotidae. The record is from RefSeq and is a predicted model, not a curated record. The transcript has 10 exons. Gene Ontology annotation, molecular function: protein binding.
GGGGCCCGGAGAUUUGAGGGCAGGAGCAGUGAGGGGGCAGUCAGGAUGAUGAGGAGAAGCCAGAAACGAAAGCUGCAAAAAGUCACCGGGCUCUGCAGACCGGAGGAGGGGCUCAGGGUGAAGCGGAGCUGCCCUUCAUGUGGCCCAGAGCCUGAGGGUGAAGAGAAGAAGGGGAGAGGAAACCCUAUAUCUAUUCAGUUGUUCCCCCCAGAGCUGGUGGAGCACAUCAUUUCAUUCCUCCCAGUCAGAGAUGUAGUCUCUCUAGGUCAGACCUGCCACUACCUCCACGAAGUGUGCGACUCUGAGGGCGUGUGGAGACGCAUCUGUCACCGGCUCAGUCCUCGCCUUCGAGAGCAGGGUUCUGGGGUCCAGCCCUGGAAGAGAGCUGCGAUUCUGAACUACACGAAGGGCCUGUAUUUCCAGGCAUUUGGGGGCCGCCGCCGCUGUCUCGGCAAGAGUGUAGCCCCUGUGCUGGCCCAUGGCUACCGCCGCUUCUUGCCCACCAAGGACCACGUCUUCAUUCUUGAUUACACGGGGACCGUCUUCUUCCUGAAAAAUGCCCUGGUCUCCUCCACCCUUGGCCAGAUCCAGUGGAAGCGGGCCUGCUGCUAUGUUGUGUUGUGUCACGGAGCCAAGGAUUUUGCCUCGGACCCGAGAGGUGACACAAUUUACCGUAAAUACCUCUAUGUGUUGGCCACUCGGGAGCAGCCGGGAGUGGUGGACACAGCCCACAGCCGGUCCUGCGACUGUGUCGAGGUCUACCUGCAGUCCAGCGGGCAGCGGGUCUUCAAGAUCACCUUCCACCACUUCAUGAGCUUCAAACAGAUUGUGCUGGUUGGUCUGGAGGCCCAGCGCACCCUGCUGCUCCUCACAGAGGAAGGAAAGAUCUACUCUUUGGUCGUGAAUGAAGCCCAGCUGGGCCAGCCGCGCUCCUAUACAGGUCAGCUGGCCUUGAGGAAGGUGUCCCAUUGCCUCCCUCACCUGCGUGUGGCCUGCAUGGCUUCCAACCAGGGAAGCACUCUCUACAUUACAGACCAGGGGGGAGUGUAUUUUGAGGUGCAUACCCCAGGGGUGUAUCGUGAUCUCUUUGGGACCCUUGAAGCCUUUGACCCCACGUACCAGCAGAUGCCGCUUCCGGUCUCACUGCCUGCCAAGGUCCUAUUCUGUGCUCUUGGCUACAAUCACCUUGGCCUGGUGGAUGAAUUUGGCCGAAUCUUUAUGCAGGGAAAUAACAGAUAUGGGCAGCUGGGAACCGGGGACAAAAUGGACCGAGGGGAACCCACACAGGUACAUUAUCUGCAGCGCCCCGUCGCCCUGUGGUGUGGCCUCAACCACUCCCUGGUGCUGAGCCAGCGCUCAGACUUCAGCAAGGAGCUGCUGGGCUGUGGAUGUGGGGCCAGAGGCCGCCUGCCAGGCUGGCCUAGGGGAAGUGCCUCCUUCGUUAAGCUCCACAUCAAGGUCCCUUUGUAUGCCAGCUCCCUCUGUCCUACCAGAGAGUGCCUCUACAUGCUGUCCGGCCAUGACAUCGAGCACCAUCCCACCUACCGGGACCUACCAGCCAGCAGGGUGGCGGGGACCCCCGAGCCCAGCCUGGGGGCUGAAGCAGCCCAGGACCCUGAGGGGGUGGCGGCCCAGGCCUGUGAGCUGUACCUCAGGCAGAUCCACAGUUGCCCCACAUUGCAGGAACGCAUGGAAAAGACGAAGGAGGUCGUGGGCUGGAUGCCCUUGAUGGCUGCACAGGAGGAUUUCUUCUGGGAGGCCCUGGACAUGCUGCAGAGGGCUUUUGGAGGGGUUGGCCAAGGCCCCCCAACCCCUGACAGCUGA